Molecule: messenger RNA, 855 nt
Organism: Rotaria sordida
Lineage: Eukaryota; Metazoa; Rotifera; Eurotatoria; Philodinida; Philodinidae
Source: the annotation of a GenBank genome assembly
UUUCGUUUUGAGACAAGUCUCUCCGGGUUCCUGGGUUCCCAGGAACGGGAACCCGCAUCGGGUUCCUAGGAACGGGAACCCGCAUCGGGUUCCUAAGAAUGAGGAACCCUAUUGCAAAUCGUUUAGAAUAGAAAUUUAGGUGUGGUUCCCAGUUUUUUGGAACCCGGUGUGGGUUCCCGUUCCUGGGAACCCGGAACCCGGUGCGAACCCGGUGCGGGUUCCCGUUCCCAGGAACGGAACCCGAAACUGACACCCCUACUUCAAAGUGUGUAAAACAACUUUUUAAGACUAUUGCACAAUGAUUGUCGUUCGCUGACGAUGGAUCAUGGAGAGCUUGCGGACAUUAAAAUGUUUUUUUUCACUCAAAUCUGUUAAUGUUAAUUCGACAAGUAUCUCUUCUGAGAGGAAAUUAUUCUAACUAAUCAAAUCUUCUCUUCGAUUUAUUCUGUGUGUUACAGUUAAGGAAAAAAUAAGAACGUUUCUUUUUGCCUUUACUUUAAUCAUUAAAAACGAAAACUUUAAAUGAUUGUUUUGUUUUUGUUUUCAGGAUCAUCAAAUCGAUUUUUUCUUAAAGAUAUUAUCGAAAUUCUACGUAUAGUCAUGAAACCUGAUCGUGAUCCAGAAGUACGAAAUCAAUGUUUAUUAAUCAUAGCAAAUUUACUUCAAUUUAUUGAUGAUACAGAUACAACAGUUAUAAUUAGUCCAUAUUUAACAAUAUUAAUUGAUGAAUGUAUAUUACCAAAUAUGCAAUGGAAAGCAGGUCGAAUAGCAGCUGCUAUUCGAGCAACAGCUAUUGCUACACUUUGGUCAUUAUUUCAAGCUAAAUCAUUUAGUUUUGAACAAGUGAGAGUAUAG